This is a messenger RNA of Juglans regia (Persian walnut), 1783 nucleotides long. Its product is annotated as probable protein phosphatase 2C 47. Bases 281 to 1441 code for a protein of 386 amino acids. Gene Ontology annotation, biological process: protein dephosphorylation. Gene Ontology annotation, molecular function: cation binding; protein serine/threonine phosphatase activity. The record is from RefSeq and is a predicted model, not a curated record. Lineage: Eukaryota; Viridiplantae; Streptophyta; Magnoliopsida; Fagales; Juglandaceae. The transcript is spliced from 2 exons.
AUUCGUGACAUUCUCCAGGCCGGUUCACGCGGUUCUAUUUGAGCUGGCAAGUGUCGGUUACAAAACCGGUUGUGCCGGCCCAACCGGUGUUUACCUCUCCCAAGUCGACCUGAUUAUAAUCUCCACAACCCAAUCCAAAAACCAAAACAAUCCAAUCCAAACCCUCGCAAUAUAGCACGUAAAAAUUCCUUGACAGAGCAAACAGAAAACGCUACUAAUUCAGUUCGCAGAAAAUCCCAAACUCGUGCAAUUCUCUGAGUCGCAGAUCACCCUAGCUGAGAUGAUCGCUAGCCAGAACAUGGUGGCUGAGGCUGAGGUUAUCUGCCAACCGAGCCUCCCCGUGCUGGACGUGAAGUAUGAUCUGCGCGUGGCUACCACCCAAGAACACAACCUUCCGAUCGACAUGUUGGCCUCCCCUUCUUCUUCUUCGAUCUCCGCCGACAUGUCACGCUUCGAUUCCGUGGUUAAUUGCUCAGACGCCAUUAAAGAUGCCGUCAUCAUAGAAGCUUCUGCCGCAAAGUUUGUUCCAAAUAUUCGUUCUGGUAGCUAUGCUGAUAUUGGAACAAGGAUAUCCAUGGAUGAUGAACACAUUCGAAUUGAUGAUCUAUCUUCCUACAUGGGUUCCUUGUUCAGGUGCCAUAUGCCUAGUGCUUUUUAUGCAGUAUUUGAUGGUCAUGGAGGGCCUGAUGCAGCUACUUAUAUUAAGAAAAAUGCUAUGAGAUUAUUGUUUGAAGAUGCUGAUUUGCCACAAACAUCUGAUAUAGAUGCCAUCUACUUAAAAGAGUUGGAGAAUUCUCAUCGAAAAGCAUUUUUAUUGGCAGAUCUUGCCUUGGCCAAUGAAUGCAGUGUUAGCAAUUCCUGUGGAACAACAGCACUGACUGCACUAAUACUUGGAAGGCAUUUACUGGUUGCAAAUGCUGGUGACUGUCGAGCGGUACUCUGCCGGAAAGGACUAGCAGUUGAGAUGUCUCAAGAUCAUAAGCCUUCUUAUCUUCCAGAACUAAAGCGAGUUGAGGCAUUAGGUGGCAAAAUCAAUGGCGGGUUUCUCAACGGUCUCAGUGUUACCCGAGCCCUUGGAGACUGGGACUUGAAAUUUCCACCUGGUUCUGCAUCACCUCUCAUCGCUGAACCAGAUGUUCAGCAGGUUGUGUUAACAGCUGAUGAUGAGUUCUUGAUUAUAGGUUGUGAUGGGAUCUGGGAUGUCAUGUCUAGCCAGUAUGCAGUCAGUUUUGUCCGCCAAGGAUUGAGGAAGUAUGAUGAUCCACAGCAGUGUGCCAGGGAACUGGUCAUGGAAGCAUUACGCUUAAAUACAAUCGAUAAUCUCACCGUGAUUGUUAUCUGCUUAUCUUGCCCUUCUCGUCCUAGACGACAACGGUGGAGGCCUUGUUGUCUUUCUGAGGAGGCACUACAUAAAUUGAAGAGCUUGCUAGAAGGGAACUGAAUUUAAAGAAUCCAUUUUAUUUACUGAUAUUUUAAUGAGAAAGGAUUUUUUUUCCCCCAGUAUCGGCUGUUUCAGAUUGUUCAGAAAAAGCGGCCAGCAAUUUUGCCGGGGUUGAAAGAGAAUUUGGGUUUUGUCCGAACCCUUCAAUUGGAAGCUGUGUUUGCCAUUGCCAAACAUUUUGAAUUGGACUCAUUAGAUGAGGUAUAUGUCUCAUAACAGGAUCUCUUAUGCAAGAGAUUCAGUUUCACAGUUCUAAGCAAAUGGACACAUGUCAAGUACAAAUGUGAUAGAAGUGUCAUUGAUUGUAUAUUUGUGAUAUAUGUAUGUUUCACUGUAUAUUUA